Messenger RNA from Dufourea novaeangliae, 4634 nucleotides. RefSeq lists its product as uncharacterized. Gene Ontology annotation, biological process: RNA processing. The coding region runs from base 261 to 4634 and encodes 1457 amino acids. The record is from RefSeq and is a predicted model, not a curated record. NCBI's taxonomy places the organism in Eukaryota, Metazoa, Arthropoda, Insecta, Hymenoptera, Halictidae. Gene Ontology annotation, molecular function: RNA methyltransferase activity. The transcript is spliced from 9 exons.
UAUACGGUAGAAGAUUUAUUUUUGUGAUCAUCAGAGUAUAAAUAAAAUAUGCAUGGUUAAUGAAAGGUGUACAAUAACAUUGAAGUAUUUGAUAAACGAUUCGUUUUAAUUCUAUUCGUUAAAGAUCUCUCUGAAUGCGUCAAUUACAUCAUAAGGUCAGUUAUCAACAUUAAGUGCAACGUCAGUAACGCUUUCCUUAAGUGUCAUUUGUCUAGCAGAUCAUAAGAUCAAAAAAUCGCAUAUAAAAGGACAACAAAAAAAUGGAGAAUUCAGGUGCAGUUACAAUUGAAGGGGAAAACUACGAAGUAGUCGAUGAAUGUAUUGAACAAGAGGGUACAUCUAAUAAUACGAAAAAAAGCUCUGUAGAGGAAUCUGUAGGUGUAGAAAAUAAAAAUACAGAUGUUACAUUACCAGAUGAAACCACAACAAAUGAAAACUUAAAAGAAGAUGAAAAUAUAUCACCUGUAGAUUUAACAGACAUGUCGCCAGAUAAUUUGAACAUUAACAAUAAUGAUCAAAGUAAUAUGUUAACUGAAGACAGCAGUUGCUUGCAACAACCAAAUUCAGGCUCAACUGAUUGUACGAACGAUUUGGACCAGUUGAAUGAAAAAAAAGAUGCAACGGAUGAAGAUGUUCUACAUAAUUUAGAUAAAAUUGAACAUGCAAUUUUAGAUUCUUCAGACAUUGAAACAAAACAGAAUACUCAAUCACAAGAAAAGGAUACUUCACCUAAUUCAGAAGACGAUAAAUCUAAAGAAACAUAUGAAAUAGAUAAUAAUAGUAAUAUUGAUCAGAAUACGUCUUGUAAAGAUAAUGUACAUAUCAAUGAAAAUUCUAAUGAAAUAUUAAAAACUGUAAAAGCUGAAGUGAAUGAUUGGUAUGAGAAAAAGCUUGCUGAAAAAGAGGCAAUAAUACUAGAACGGUUGUCAAAAAUGGCUAGAGUUUUAGGCAUUUCUUAUCCAUGUUACGAAAAAUGGUUAGAAUGGGAAGAAAAAGUGAAUGGAACUCCUUUAUGCAAACUGAAACCAGCUCGACAUUGUUGCUUGAAAAAGCCAUAUACCAACCGUUGGAAAUUCAUCUGUAGCAAAAAGAAGGUUCAAGAAGCUGCAGAAAAGAUAAACGAUGCUGAUACUUCUCAUAUAACAAAUACAGGAGCAGUUUGGAAACUGGAACCAAGUGGAGCAUGGGGCGUUAAUAUAAAUAAUGAAAACGAACUUCCACCUUUUGUGUUGCAUUCUGUAAAGAUAUUUGAGGAAUUUCUUCAAACAACAGAACAACCAAUUGACCAGAAUGACACAACUGAAAAUUUCUCUGAUGACAUACCUAUGGAUGGAGAAGUUAAAAAAGAAACGAACAAUGAAUGUAAACAAGACUGGUUAUGGCUAGUAGUACGGUGUAAUAGCAUGGACGAACUCAUGCUAUUUGCCACUGGAAAAAAUAUUACUCGUGCCACAAUGGACUGUUUGAAACAAGUUUAUGAGUCUGGACCAGGAAAAGAUUGUAAUGUGAAAUCACUUUAUUGCAAGUCUACAAAUAAAUGUGAUGAUACUACUGUGACAGAUACAACAUUUUUGGUAGGGUCAGAAGCUUUGGAUGAAAUUGUGGGUGGAAUAAAAGUUCAACUUGCACCUAAAACAAACUUUUGGUCAAAUACUGCAGGAGCAGAAAAUGUAGCAAAUACAGUAAUGAACUUACUUGCACUUGGUCCACACACAACGGUACUUGAAAUAGGUUGUGGUAUUGGCCUCAUUGGAUUAAUGAUGGCAUCGAGAUGUCAACAAGUCAUAGGAGUCGAUUUACCAUCAGAAGUAGAAGAAGCUGAAAUGACGUGUGAAUUAAAUAAUAUAAAAAAUGCGUCAUUUAUUAUGGGAUCUCCAACUGAAGUUGUAAAGAAAAUUAUACCUGCAGUGAGAAAGCGCAGAACAUGUGCAAUACUUAAUGCAAAUACUAAUAUUGGUCGAGCAAUUGAGAUAAUGACUUGUCUCAGAAAAAUCCCAUCUCUUAAACGAAUUGUAAUGAUAACUACAUUGACUAAACAGUCAGUUCGUGCUAUAUUAGAAUUAGCUCGGCCUGUAAAAGGUAAUGGUCAUGGAUCGCCAUUCGUUCCUAUUUUAGCAUGUGUUGUUGAUACUUUACCUAUUGGCCCUCAUUUCGAAGCUGUUAUCUUACUAAAACGACGUAUGAUGUAUAAAUUAAAUCCAAUAUGGUUUAAAAAGAAUUUAGAAGAAAACGCUAAAACACUGGAAGCCAAAAAAAUUAAAGAGAAGACAAACGAACAAAGUACGAAUGAAGCAACUAAAAAGAUAUCGCCGAAAGAAAUUGAAUUACGAACAAAAAAGGAUUUAAAUAAACCAUCGACAAAAUAUCCGAUGAAGAAAUCAAAAGUGCCAGUGAAGAAACCGAUUCACGUAAGAAAUAUCGAAAACACAACUGUUAAAAAUAAAUUCAAGGUAAAACGUUCUCAUUCUCCGGAUAGAGGUGAAGCAACACCAAAGAAAUUAAUAAAAAGAUUUGGUAAAUUUAGUGCUAAACCGUGGCAGACAGAUUUACCAACGAAAAAGAAGAGGGAAUGGAACACAGAAAGCUCGCAGAUGCGUCUUAAUCCGUUGUAUGAGAAAAAAUUACGAGAUCACAAAGAACAAGCCGAUUUAAGAGAAAGAUUAUCUAAUAAUCGACUUGAUACAGAUAUAGCUCAAACAGUAAAAGAGCAUCAAGCACUUUUAGAAAUAGCAAAGGAGAAAUUAAGUGGACCUGCACCAACUGUAGAUGUAAAUACCGCCAAACAGUUACAAAAUAUGUUGAAUAUGGUUUUGGAGCAAACAAAUAAACUUCAGAGUCAACUUCCACGUUCUGUUUGGGAUCGUAUAGCACCAUUAGAGAAUACGUCAGGUCAAAAGGAAGACAAACCAGAGGAUCCUCUCUUGGAAGGUCGAUAUGUACAAGAAAUGGGUACCCAAGAUAUUCUAAUUACAACGAAAAAUCAGUUUUCUGAUAAUGAGGUGUCUAAAACAAAACCCUUUUACAAAAAAUACCAAAAUAUACCACCCUUGGAACCGAAUACGAUAAUGCCAGUAGGACCAUCAAAUGAAUAUAGAAUAAGUAACCCAUUCCGUACAUCACCGGAGCGAUAUGAAACAAACAUACGUCAACAACAAAUUCAGGAAAAUUCCUGGAAUCGAGACAAACAAUUUGAAAGAAAUCGUUGGAAUGAAAUAGGAAAUAUGAGAAAACCAAAUUCACCUGUGAGAAGGCAGAUGUCUCCAAUGAAACAUCGUCUAACCUCUCCAAACAGAUUUUCACCUAAACGUCCUUUGUUAUCUCCACCAAGACGUCCAUGUUCUCCACCUAGAAGGCACUUUUCCCCUAUUCGUCGUCCAUCAUCACCAUUGUAUAGACAACGUUCUCCUUUGAGACGUCCAGUCUCUCCUCCGUUAAGGCGACCUGUGUCUCCACCUAGACGAUUAUCACCACAAAGGCGACCCUUGUCACCGAAACGUAUGUCGUCACCACGACGACUUGAAGUGAUUAUAAAUCGUCCAAUGUCACCAUUAAGACGUCAAAUGUCGCCUUUACGACGACAAAUGUCACCAUUAAAAGCAGAUACGUCUCCGUCAAGGAGACAAGUACUGCUUCCCAGACGACAAAAUAUACCACAAGAAAAGCAACAAAUACCGCCAAUGAGGCGCGCGGAUUCACCACAUAGGUUUCCAUUUGGACGUCCUGCUUCACCUCCAAGAAGACAACAAUCUCCACAAAGACGGCAAAUGUCACCACAGCAACGAUUUGCUGAUGAUUGGGACAUACCUAGCAGAGGAGCGAUUGAACAAAGUACUUGGAUCCGACCUACCGAAAAAUUACAGUUUCAGAAUAUCUGGCAAAGUUUCAAACCGUCAACAUCUACUAACAGUUGGGACCAAAAUUCGUCUAAUGAUAUACGCCGUAAAAAUUUUAAUUUAGAGAAAUGGGAUGCUAAGGAUUCUACUCACGAUGAUACGUGGAAUACUGGUGGAAAUACUUGGAAUUCUAAGCAAAUAUGUUCAAAACCAAUGGUCAAAGAGUCAUGGUCCUUAAAUUCUGAUAACAGAUGGUCAAAUAUGUCUAAUUUACCCGGAACCAGUAAUGACAAUUGGAAUAUUCGUGGAAAAGAAAGUUUUAAUGUUCGCAAAGAUUCUUGGUUGGACAAUAAAAAACAAGGUAGAUGGGAAGCAUAUAAUGUUAAGAGUUCUUGGAAGCACAGCGACAAAGAAGAAUUAAAUGAUUUACCAGAGGAUGCAAGAGAUCCUUGGGGUGAUGAUGGUAAUAAUCUAGGCUUAAAAGAGGGGUGGCUUAAAUUUGAAAAUACUAGUGCAUCAUCCACCUGGGUAAGAGAAAGUGAACAACAGGGAGAUACAUGGUUAAAGAGUAAAGACAAUUGGCAUAACAAAGGAUUAUCUCUUGGUACAAAACCUCAGUGGCAAAAUAAUGGCAAUCAAAAUGUUGGAGAAUCACGUUGGGUUUCUCAAAAUGAUAAUAACAAGAAAAACCCACCAAACACUUGGCAAAGUGGAAAAAAUAUAGGAUCCUGGCAAACACCAGCUACCAAUUUCCAAUCACAACGUUCCUUUUCUACCACCCAGUUCAAGAGUUUUCAUUAA